AUGUAUUUCAAGACAGAGGUGAUCACCGCCGUUGCGGCUUGGGCUCUUUCCGCCGCCUCUCUGAGUUUCUAUAGCGACUGUGAUUAUAUCGAGGGCGGUCUUUGCCCGCGAGGCGAUGCUGAUUUGCAGGCCCUCGGGAAGGAGCUUUCGAGCACUGCCAAGCUGUAUUUUCCCGGAUCGACUGGAUUCAAGGAUCUCACAACGCGGUGGUCUACCCUGGCAGAGCCUACGGUGAACGUCGUCGUCGUGCCCGGCAAUGAGAACGAUGUUGUCAAAACGGUGAAAUUCGCCAACAAGCAGGACCUGCCCUUCCUCACGUUCAAUGGUGUCCACGGAGCCCUCGUUUCAUUGGGUAAGAUGGACCAUGGCGUCGGAAUCUCUCUGAGCCAGCUGAACAGCGUCAAAAUCGCCGAUGAUGGAAAGACAGUCACGAUCGGUGGAGGAACCAUGUCCAAGAAGGUCACCGACACCCUUUGGGCUGCAGAAAGGCAGACAGUUACUGGAACCUGUGAAUGUGUCAGUGUUCUAGGACCAGCUCUUGGGGGUGGACAUGGAUGGCUGCAGGGCCACCACGGACUCGUCUCUGAUCAAUUCGUCUCGAUGAAUGUCGUUCUCGCCGACGGCACCUUAAAGACGAUUGAUGAAACCUCCGACCUCUUCUGGGCGAUGAAGGGUGCUGGCCACAACUUCGGCAUUGUGACUUCUCUCACCAGCAAGAUCUACCCAAUCGAGCACCGCGACUGGGCUAUCGAGACGAUCACUUUCAGCGGCGAUAAGGUCGAGGCUGUCUACCAAGCUACCAACGACUAUCUUCUGAACCAGGCCGCGGAGGUCAUCAGCUGGUCGUACUGGAUGAAUGUCCCCGAAAUUGACGCUACCAACCCCGUCAUCGUACUCUAUCUGAUCCAGGAGGGAGUGACAGUCGUCGACCCAGUUUACACCAAGCCUUUCCACGACAUCGGACCGCUUGCCACUGUACCCCAGGCAGGCAGCUACCAGGACCUCGCUGCAUGGACCGGCAUUGCCCUAGACUCUCCCCCAUGCCAGAAUAUGGGCAUGGCCAACCCCCGCUUCCCCAUCUACCUCGAAAAAUACGACGUCGCGGCUCAGAAGAUGGCAUGGGACAUCUACGCACCUGCCGUCCGUGGAGACUCUCCCUUCAACUAUUCAAUCUUCAUGUUCGAGGGUUACUCCGAAGGAGGCGUCCACGCCAUCCCUAGCAGCUCGAGUGCUUUCCCCUUCCGCAGCGAGAAUAUCCUUGCCGCCCCGCUCAUCAACUACGUGCCUGUCGAUGCAGCACUUGAGAACAAGGCGUCUGCUUUGGGUAAACAGCUCCGCAACAUCCUCCACGAAGCCACUGGCCGCACGGAUAUUCGCGCAUAUGUCAACUAUGCCCACGGAGACGAGACAACGCACCAGCUGUAUGGUGACAGCCAAGAGCGCCUGCUCGCCCUGAAGACGAAGUACGACCCGACUGGCAAGUUUAGCUUCUACGCACCGAUCGCAUAG
Penicillium robsamsonii is the source of this 1509-nucleotide messenger RNA. Its product is annotated as putative FAD-dependent oxygenase. Gene Ontology annotation, molecular function: oxidoreductase activity; FAD binding. The record is from RefSeq and is a predicted model, not a curated record. The transcript has 2 exons. NCBI's taxonomy places the organism in Eukaryota, Fungi, Ascomycota, Eurotiomycetes, Eurotiales, Aspergillaceae. Bases 1 to 1509 code for a protein of 502 amino acids.